CAACUUACACCUGCCAUCAACAUGACCUACGGCUGCUAUUCUGGAAACUUCUCCUCCCGUUCCUGUGGAGAUCAACUGAACUACCCUCACUCCUCCUGUGGCUCUUCCUAUACCCGGCACCUGGUUCAGAGCACUAACUUCUACUCUCCCAGAACCUGCCAUCUGGGGUCCUCUCUCCACAGCGGAUGUCAUCAGAACUGCUUCCGGCCCAUCAGAUGCCAGACUUCACAUGUGGUGCACAGCUCCUGCCAGCGGCCCUGCUACACCCGAAGGGUCUCCAGCUUCUGCAGCCCCCACAGGACCACAUAUGCUACCUCUCAGGGCUUUGGGUCCAGUAGCUGCCACUCUCUGGGCUAUGGGUCUAGAAGCUCUUACUCACUGAGCUGUGGAUCCAGUGGCUUUAGACCCCAAGGUUUCUCUUCACUGGGCUAUGGAUCUGGAUUCUGCCGCCCAUCCUAUGUGCCCUAUAGAACCUGCCAGUCUUCUUGUUACAGACCAAGCUGUGGUACUGGAUCUAGAUUCUGCUGAUCUUCUUCCUUGUUUCCAAUCUUUCUGAUCACUGUCACCAGUCCUGAUUUCUUGGCUGUUGUCAUCUUCCUUCGACUGGGAAGAAUUAUCUUCUCAUUCCUGAUUGCCAAUUCCUCACUUUCUCUCUGACCCCAGCUACUGGCUGAUGUGUGUCCUUUGAGAGCUCUGUAAUUAAUCUAUUAACUCAAAAAUAAAGUGUGCAUUGCAAAU
This is a messenger RNA of Onychomys torridus (southern grasshopper mouse), 738 nucleotides long. Its product is annotated as keratin-associated protein 13-1-like. The record is from RefSeq and is a predicted model, not a curated record. NCBI's taxonomy places the organism in Eukaryota, Metazoa, Chordata, Mammalia, Rodentia, Cricetidae. Bases 22 to 528 code for a protein of 168 amino acids. The transcript has a single exon.